This is a messenger RNA of Trichomonas vaginalis G3, 635 nucleotides long. RefSeq names its product protein of unknown function, DUF4106 family. The transcript has a single exon. Lineage: Eukaryota; Parabasalia; Trichomonadida; Trichomonadidae. The record is from RefSeq and is a predicted model, not a curated record. The annotation marks the transcript as partial.
AUGGAAGUCAAUGGUGAACCAGAUAUAGCUGGUAUUUUCAGCGCGGCUUUAAUGCCAUUGAAAGAUAUGAAACAUGCAGAUAUUUUGGACCAGUAUGAAAUGAACAUGGCUGAUGGAAAUAUAACACCUGACGUUCUAAAACAUUUAUCUCAAAGAACUACACAGAACCAUAGAGAUGGUAUAUUUGGUGAAGAGUUUAGAAAGAAAGUUAGGGAGAGAGAAGGAAGAGAACCUAUUGUACAUGACCUUGCAAACGAAAGUUUACAAAAUGUCAUAAAAACUUACUUUGCAGACAAUGAACUGAGAAGGGAUGAAUAUUUAAGAAAACUCAAAUGGACAGUACCAAAUGAAAUGUUAGUAUUGAAAAACAUGUUCCUUGACAAAAUAAAACCAACUACAGAAAUAAAUGACGCAAGACUGAAACAUUGGGUAAAAGCUUUCCCAUUCACAAAAGAUAUUGUUGGUAACAUGGAAAGAAAACCAGAAUGGCUACAAAAACAUAUAUUUGGAAACGAGCUUAUUCCAUAUGGACAAGCUCUGUUUGAAGAGCUUGAACCGGAAACUCAGGAAAGAGUCAUGCAAACAAUACGCGAAGACUCAAAUACAAACUAUGACAAACUCUUUCUAGGAUAUAG